AUGGACGCGAAGAAACGCGACCUGGUGGCGGAUGCAAGGACCUACUCCGCGGACGUCGUCGCUCUACAAGAAACCAAGAUACAAGACAACGUAACGGCAACGCUUGAAGGAUAUCGACUAUUGACGUUCAAGCCAGAAACUCCUGCGUACGGCUUGGGCUUCUUGGUAGCCCCCCGCCAGGGCCAGUUCCUGUACCGCUCCUGGACACCGGCGGACUGCGAGCGACUGGCCGUACUGCAAUUCAAGUUAUCUUGCAGCGGUGGAAAACGGACGUUUCUGCUGAGCUUGGUGAACGCGUACGGUCCCACGUCAGCUGUAUCGGAGCGAAAACCAGAAGUCCUCGAUAAGUUUUAUGACCAGUUGACGAAAGUAUUACACGACGUCCGGGGCAGCUCAGCUAUGCUGGUGCUGGGAGACUUCAAUUGA
Molecule: messenger RNA, 426 nt
Organism: Sycon ciliatum
Lineage: Eukaryota; Metazoa; Porifera; Calcarea; Leucosolenida; Sycettidae
Exons: 1
Coding region: 1-426 (141 amino acids)
Biological process (GO): DNA repair
Molecular function (GO): DNA binding; endonuclease activity
Source: RefSeq, a predicted model, not a curated record